This is a messenger RNA of Mya arenaria, 1650 nucleotides long. RefSeq lists its product as uncharacterized. NCBI's taxonomy places the organism in Eukaryota, Metazoa, Mollusca, Bivalvia, Myida, Myidae. Bases 1 to 1650 code for a protein of 549 amino acids. The record is from RefSeq and is a predicted model, not a curated record. Gene Ontology annotation, molecular function: microtubule binding. The transcript is spliced from 8 exons.
AUGGCGCGAGGAAAAAAACUUGAAUUGGUGACGAGAUGUUCGAACUGCUACGGGGACAGCCCAAAGGCUUAUAAGAGAGAGCUUAUCCACCCAAUGGCCAAAUGCACGUCCGAGUAUCAGGGCGCCUACCCGGAAUGGCCUUGUCGACCCCGCGAGCCAAGUUUUAAACCCCCUGAAAAGAAUACAUUGAAGAAAACUCGGGAACAAAUGGAGCGAAAAACUACUUACGGGCUUGAUUUCCUGUACCAUGCGCCGGCAAAAAAAGUCUUUCCGAGAACCAAGAAGCAAAAGGGUGCAGAUCAGACGCACGAGCACACGUGCAUGUGUCAGUACGUGACAGACGGGGGCCGCCCGACCACCGGGAUCCGCUAUUGCCCAACCCCUGAGCUGCGCGUGGACAACGCUAAGGUGAUCCAUCCAAACAAUGGGGAACCUUUCGGAGGUGACACAAUUUACGAGGAUUCCUACCCGCCAUACACAGCGUCGGUGAUGCAGACUUGCCGACAGCCACCCAUCAAGGCCAAAGACAAUAUCGAGAGUUCCACCAACGCCGCAAACACUGCCAAGAACAAGUCCACCGCGCAGAGCGACUUUGUGGCGUACGAGAAUGUGGAGCGGCCGGGACUGAUCAUUCCCCUGGAGAAUACGAUCCGCCCUACCGACCCGCUACAGGACCGCACGGAAUACAGGGACUUCUUUACAAACCAGAUGAAGGAUCCUAACAUGUGCAAAACUACCACGGGUACGCGUCCAGAUUCCAAGUUUAACGAUAUCUCCACCGUACAAGCUGAUUACACCUCCCCAAAGGGUUUUGAGCGGCCUAAAGCCUGCUACCCGCCGCAAUCCGACCACUUCAGCGAGACGACGGCCAAGUUUGAUGGUGCUACAACGUUCAGUAGCGCCUACAAGAAGUGGCCUGUCAAUCCAUAUCAGCUGCCCAUUUGGGCAAAGAAACCCACAUACAAGAAGCCCGACGGGACAAUGAUCAAUAAAAGCCUGUAUAUGCACGACUUCCGGGACCCCGUGGUGAUCGGGCAACAACACCCUGUGAAGCCACAACACAACAGCCAGAACAUUAUCAUCGUUAAUGAGGCCGAUCAGUUAAUCCGGCAGUCCACGUACAAUCAAGACUUCCGGGUAUGGCAAGACGUUAGUCCACGCGAGUCGUACCGUAUCAUCGAGGUGUACCAGCCGCCGAAAGAGAAAAUGGUCUGCGAGACAAACCAUCGCUCCCACUUUACAGGACACAAAGCAAGUAAAAUGAAACCAUGUCGUCAUACGUCAGAACAUCGGAUGUUGCACCAAGACCAAAAAAUGUUAUUUGCAACAACCUAUGCGGAUAAUUUUAGAGAUCCCCGGCCGAAGAGUACGCCAUCCAAAACUGCCACAAAUUAUCCCGCAAAUCUUCAACGUUCAAAGUCCGCCCAACCUCCGGCGGUACCCUUUAUGCCGGAAAAUAUAACAUUCUACUCUGGUGGCAACAUUCCAACCCCUGACCUCAACGCUAUGCCACAGCAGACGACAAAUUCCUCGACUUCCGGUUCAAUUUCCGGUAAGGCAGAAAUCAAUUCCGCACGGAAAUCGACGUCAUCAUCAAGAGAAGUAAACAUCUUGAAAUUGGAUAGGGAUUUGGUAGCUUCAGAAGAAUAG